Messenger RNA from Helicoverpa zea (corn earworm), 2239 nucleotides. RefSeq lists its product as uncharacterized. The record is from RefSeq and is a predicted model, not a curated record. The coding region runs from base 110 to 937 and encodes 275 amino acids. The transcript has a single exon. NCBI's taxonomy places the organism in Eukaryota, Metazoa, Arthropoda, Insecta, Lepidoptera, Noctuidae.
AAUACAAAAUAUACGAUAUACUAUACUCUUCUACUUUACACCAUCAUUGCUGUUUUAUUUAUCAACUUUACCUGCAUUGCUGCUACAUUUUGGUGACCCCGAGAGAAAAAUGAUGGAACACAAGCAAGAAGUUAGCGAGCCUACAGAACUCGCUGUCGUCUCCGUGCAGUCGCGUCUCCUUCCCUUCUGGCGUGAAUAUCCUCGCAUGUGGUUCAUUCAAUUCGAAGCCGUCGUCGAGCCGCAGAAGACCAGUGACGAAAACAAAUAUCGUUACGUCCUGGGCCAACUACAACCGACCGACCUUCAACAUGUCACAGACAUCGUGAUCAAGCCGCCAGAAACUAAGAAGUACGAGGCCAUCAAACAACGCCUUCUCUCCGUGUACGAGCAGUCCGAGGUGAAAAACUUUAAGAACCUCAUCAGCGGAUUGGAACUUGGCAACCAAAAACCGUCUCAGUUGCUACGACGUAUGCGCGAACUCGGCGGCAACAUGAUCACCGAAGAUGGCAUCAAGAUUGAGUGGAUGAACCACCUUCCGCCGCAAAUGCGAGUUGUGCUGUCUGUGAACACAGAUUCAUCACUCGAUAUGCUCGCGGCAAUGGCAGACAAGAUGAUGGAAUAUUCCGAGUCGGCAAAUAUCGCAGCUGUCUCUUCAUCUCAACCAGAUUCUGCGGCAGUAAACCAGCAAAUCAUGUCCGCGCAGAUACAAGUUCUCUCAAAACAACUCGAGAAUCUGACACUCGAGAUCUCCGAACUUCGUAGCCGUGGAAGACCAAACCAUCGCCGUUAUCAGCGUUCCCGCUCAAGAUCAAAGUCCACUGCAAGGCAUCAACACGAUCCCAAUCGAGUAUGUUACUACCACUACCGAUUUGGAGAUCAGGCAAGACGCUGCGUGUCACCGUGCGCUAGGCGAAAUCAAAAGAAGUCGGAAAACUAGAAGAGGCACCGACCGUGGCGGACGUCGGUGUAACUACGACAAGUAACCGCCUAUGUGUCUUCGAUCGCAACACGAAUCACCGUUUCCUCGUUGACACCGGUGCGGAUAUCUCCGUCCUAGCCGCCACCCCAAUACAUAAGAAGAAAUGUUCGCCAACAUCAUACAAACUAUACGCCGCGAACAGUUCACCAAUCAAUACCUACGGCGAGAAAGAUCUACAAAUCGACCUAGGCCUCAGAAGACGAUUUCGCUGGUCAUUUGUAGUCGCAGAUGUCAAAACAUCGAUACUCGGAGCUGACUUCCUUCGCCACUUCAAACUCCUCGUCGACUUGCAUCAAAAGAAGCUAAUCGACAAGGUGACACAACUAUCGAUAAACGCCGUAGAAAUCUCGUCGAUGCAACAAGCCGUUUACGUACUUAGCAACAAGCAGACAUAUCAAGACAUACUCAAGCAAUAUCCAGAUCUACUGCGACCUAUGUCCUUGAAAACGCCCGCUAAACACAACGUCGUGCAUCACAUCGAGACUACGGGACAACCUGUCUUCGCCCGUGCUCGCCCCCUGCCGCCCGACAAAUACAAAGCGGCUAAGGACGAAUUCGAACGCAUGAUGGAAAUGGGCAUAUGUCAACCUUCCAAGAGCCCGUGGGCCAGCCCACUCCAUGUGGUAAAGAAGAAAGAUGGCAGUCUACGAGUGUGCGGCGACUACAGACGUCUAAAUUCAGUCACGCUACCAGAUAAAUACCCGAUUCCGCGCAUACAAGACUUCACCUAUCAACUACACAAUAAGAAGAUCUUUUCAAAACUCGACAUGAAAAUGGCCUACUACAAAAUACCAAUAAACAAAGAAGACGCUCAGAAAACGGCAAUCAUCACACCCUUCGGGUUGUUUGAAUUCACCUGCAUGCCGUUUGGCCUACGUAACGCUAGUCAAACUUUCCAACGAUUCAUGCACGAGGUUCUGCGCGGCAUCGAGGGCUGUUUUUCAUACAUCGACGAUAUCUUGUUGUACUCAGAUAACGAACAAGAACACAAGGAAUUACUGCAUCGAGUUCUUGACCGCUUGAACAAAUACGGCGUAUCACUCAACGUAAACAAAUGUGAAUUUGCACAGGCGAAAAUCAAUUUUCUCGGCUAUGAAGUAACAGCGGACGGCAUAAAACCAACCGAAGAACGGAUAAAAGUCAUAUCCAGUUAUCCUCAACCGAAAACUAUCAUCGAGCUUCGUCGUUUCCUGGGCAUGCUGAACUUCUACAGAGAUUGUUUACCAAAUCAAGCCGACAUGCAAAGUGAACUCAACAAAU